Pseudomassariella vexata is the source of this 1050-nucleotide messenger RNA. RefSeq names its product M6 family metalloprotease domain-containing protein. The record is from RefSeq and is a predicted model, not a curated record. The annotation marks the transcript as partial. Gene Ontology annotation, molecular function: peptidase activity. The transcript has 4 exons. Gene Ontology annotation, biological process: proteolysis. NCBI's taxonomy places the organism in Eukaryota, Fungi, Ascomycota, Sordariomycetes, Amphisphaeriales, Pseudomassariaceae.
AUGGGGGCCGGUGCCAAGCAGCGCUUCGAGAAUCUCUUCUUCUCAACAGGCAAGAUUCCCACCGGCUCUGUCAACGAGUACUACAAGGAAGCAUCGGGCGGCAAGAUCUCGCUCGCCGGCGAGGUCAUCGGCCCCUACACUCUAAGCCAUGACAUGGCGUACUACGCCAAUGGCCAGUCGGGCAUGGCUUGGCCUGAGCCCAAUGCCAUGACGAUGGCCGAUGAGGCUGUCACGGCUGCUGUUGGUAAGGUUAACUUCAACAAGUACGACAAUGACAAAAAUGGCAUGAUUGAUGUCUUUUGUGUUGUCCACGCUGGUACUGGGGCUGAGCAGAGUGGGAACCCGAAUCACAUUUGGAGCCUGAAGUGGAAUAUCAACCAGGAGAGAAAGCUGAAUGACGUGAAUGUGUUCGGUUUCUUGACCAUCCCCGAAGACGCCAAAAUUGGGGUCAGUGCCCACGAGAUUGGGCAUUUACUAUUUGGAUGGCCCGACCUCUACGACACCGAUGGAACCUCAGACGGCAUCGGCAGUUGGUGUCUCAUGUCUUACGGUAGCUGGGGUGGCAGCGGUGAUCGCCCCGUCCACCCAUCGGCUUGGUGCAAAGCCAACCAAGGCUGGAUCGAUGUGGUCAACGAGACGCAAAACCACCAAAUCACGCUCAAAGAAGUCAAAUCCGACUACAAAACCCAUCGCCUCUGGAAAGAUGGCGACACGAACAGCUCUGAGUACUUCCUUAUCGAAAACCGUCAAUUCAGCGGCUUCGACAACUCUCUCCCGGGCAACGGGCUGCUGGUUUGGCAUAUCGACGAUAGUGUCGAUGGCAACACCAACGAGUUCCACCCCAAGGUGGGACUCCUCCAAGCCGAUGGGCUUGAUCAGCUUAAAUUCAGCUUUGGCGAUGCCGGGGAUCCAUUCCCGGGGAUUGCGAGAAACACCGUCUUCAACGCGACGAGCAACCCGAAUAGCAAGGCAUACUCGGGUCAAGACACGUAUGUGUCCAUUACUAACAUCCCCGCUGCGGCACCGUCGAUGACUUUUAAUAUCACCGUC